Molecule: messenger RNA, 861 nt
Organism: Acipenser ruthenus (sterlet)
Lineage: Eukaryota; Metazoa; Chordata; Actinopteri; Acipenseriformes; Acipenseridae
Product: caspase-1-like
Exons: 3
Coding region: 321-590 (89 amino acids)
Biological process (GO): regulation of apoptotic process; proteolysis
Molecular function (GO): cysteine-type endopeptidase activity
Source: RefSeq, a predicted model, not a curated record
CUAGGGAAAAACUUUGAAGUUCAGCGUAAAACCACAUUUACUCGCCUUUCAAGGCUUCCAUUUCUUAUUCUAGUAUACCGUAAAAAGAAAGAAAAUGAAAGCAAUCUGUAUCUAUUUCCCGGCUUUCUUUAUUCGAUUCUGUCUCUUCCUUUUGCACCUAAACUGAUUUUUCCUUCCGGAAAGUGAUGUUUUAUUACUUUCACUUUGGUUCGGGCGGUUCGUUUAGUAAGGAGGUGUACAGAAAGAUUAAUCACAUUAACGGCUGAUUUUACUCACCCAGUUGUCGUUUGCAGUUGAGUUACAUUGGAUACAACACGAAGAUGGCAGACCAGACUCUGCGGGGGCUGCGCACCGGGCUGGUGGAGAGUUUAAACAAGGCGGUGGUGACUGACUUGCUGGAUGACCUGCAGGAGAGGAAGAUCUUUAACACAGGGGAGGUAGAGGAGGUGCAGGAGGGCCAGCGCACCACCAAGGAGAAAGCACGCAGCCUCCUGGACAUGGUGCUGAGGAAGGGACCCAGGGCCUGUGAGGGCUUCAUUGAGUGUCUGAGACAGAGGGACCAGGAGCUCUGCAGCAAACUGCAGCUGUGACACUGCAGGUGUAAGAAUGGAAAUAAGACCCUCGCCUUUCAGUCAAAGGAAGUGCCCCCAGUGGUAUUCCUCUCUGGAAACUGAUCUCUCAGGAACUUCAUAGCCACACUGUGCUUCAUCUGGUCCUCUCAGGAACCUCAUAGCCACACUGUGCUUCAUCUGGUCCUCUCAGGAACCUCAUAGCCACACUGUUUCAUAUUGUCAAAAGUAUGUUCCAUUGUAAUGUGCAGCUUUUCAUUCACACCUAAUUUUUAAUAAAGUCUUAAAUGUA